Mucor mucedo is the source of this 1232-nucleotide messenger RNA. RefSeq lists its product as uncharacterized. Lineage: Eukaryota; Fungi; Mucoromycota; Mucoromycetes; Mucorales; Mucoraceae. The coding region runs from base 114 to 1172 and encodes 352 amino acids. The transcript has 8 exons. The record is from RefSeq and is a predicted model, not a curated record.
UAUUGCUUUUGUGCAUCUAUUGUACAUUUUUCUUUUUUACUUUUUUUUUAUUCAUAUAUAAUAGAAUAUAUUAUUGUUAUCAGCAGAUCCUUCAAUUUCAAAAAAAAGUAACAAUGUCGCAUUUCAGUGACUUUUCAUAUCUUCAGAGAUGUUCAAUAUGGGUUUAUAUGGGCGUUUUUCUUGCAUUCAAAAUUUGGACAAGCGAUAGGUUCAAAUGUCUUCACCCGAAAAAGAUCUUCAGUGGAGAGUUACGAAGCAUUAUCACUAUAUUGUAUAUAUUAAUGCUGUUCAUGCAGGCCUCAUGGGAUAUUGUACUUGCUUGGAUCAAGUAUUAUGAGAAAUUCACCAUAAUCCCAGGGACCGCAACAAUAAUUGAAACCCCUUUUAACUCUUGGACCGAGCAACAUAAAAAUGCAUCACAGUCAAUGGAUUACGUAGAAUGUAUAAAUUUGUCAAUGCAGGCUAGCGUUCUUAUUUUACUGCAGUGUUUCUGGAAUUACAUUUCAAACAGCGUUGCAAAAAGAUCUUUCAUGACAUCUUUGGAAUUUAAGUUUUAUAUUUUCUGGGCAAUUAGUACUAUCGUUACAUUCCCUACAUUACAGUACAGCUACCGAAACAGCGAGAUUUUAAGAGAAAGCGUUCCUUUAUUAGCAUAUUCGGCAAUAGGCUUGAUUAUUUCUAGCCUGGGUAUCCGCUCUCAUAAAAGAUUUAAUCGAAUGCUAGAAACGCUUCAUAUGUUAGAAAAUGGAAGCAGUGUUAUCGCACGUCUUGAAUACUUUCAGGAAAUGAAUCUACUCAUCUCGAUCCUGUUAUGCUUCUAUGCACUAACUUUGGGUAUUAUGUGUGUAGACGGUUUGACAUCUACACUCAUUGCCAGAAGUAAAUUUGCAACAGAUUUUUUAAUCGCCAAUUGUAAUACGUGUGCUUUGUUGAUGUGGAUGGUUGGCAUUUUCAUAUUUCAUCCUCGACGUACUACAGAAGAGAUCAAAUUAGACAACAGAUCUAAAUCAAGCGAAAACAUAAGCAAUCGUGAUUCUCUUGUUGCAACCGGUGACAUCGAAUUAUCGAGCGUUCAAUAUCAAGAGCCUUCGAUGGAUGAACAUAAAUCUCGAAAUAGUCAAACUAGUCAACGUGUCAGCAAAUUUGUGAACAGUCAAAAUGCAGUAAAUUAAAGUAGUCUUGUGAUGCAAUACCUUAAGAGUGUGCUAACUAUGACAUUUGUGUUAUUGGUA